CACAAAACAGCUUGCAGGCAGCGGGCGGGCGCGGCUCCACUGCGCAUCUGGCCGGAGGGUUUCCCUGGGUUAGUGGCUGAGCGCCUGCCCCGGUGACUCGGGUCUCUCUCUGGCUGGCCAUUCCGUGGGGCCGUUUCCUAUCAGCUGGUGAGGGCAGAUGCUAAUCUAGCAACACCAUCUAAGCCACCGGAGCCCAGGAAGCCAGAGAGAUCAGAAAGAAAGAGAAGCCCAGGAGGAGAAAAAGGGCUCCCAGGAGCCCAGCUCCAUCAAGGGCUCCAAGGAGCGGAGACCCAUCACAUGGGAGCAAGUGCAAAAUUGAAAAUGGCUUCCCCAGAACCUAAGGGCCUUGCCCUCUUCACGAGGGAGUCUCUAGAACUUAUGGAACAGCGUAUUGCUAAAAAACACAAUGAGGAACAAGAGGAAGAUUUAAAGCCAAACACUGACUUGGAAGUUGGAAAAGAGCUUCCACUUGUUUAUGGAAAUCUUCCUAAAGGAAUGGUGUCAGAGCCCUUGGAAGACGUGGAUCCAUACUACCAGAAUAAAAAUACUUUCAUGGUAUUAAAUAAGAAGAGAAAAAUUUUCAGAUUUAAUGCCACCUGGUGUACAUUGUCUCCUUUCAAUUCGAUUAGAAGAGCAACUGUUAAGAUUUUGGUACAUCCAUUUUUUCGACUUUUAAUUUUGAUUAGCGUACUGGUUGACUGCAUAUUUAUGUCCCUGAUUAAGUGGCCAAAGUGGGGACCAGAAUUACAGAUCACUUUGCUUGCAAUUUACACAUUUGAAAUACUUGUAAAACUCAUUGCAAGAGGCAUCUGGACAGGAUCUUUCUAUUUCUUUGGUGAUCCAUGGAACUGGCUUGACUUCAGUGUAACUUUGUUUGAGCACAUAACAAUAUAUUCACCUCUAAACUUCAUACCAAUAUUUAGAGUUGCAAGAAGUUUGAGAAUUUUGAAAAUUAUUCCCUUAAACGAAGGUGUGAAGUCUUAUGUAGGGAUCCUGCUCCGAUGCUUGAAGAAACUUACUGGCAUCAUUGUCCUUACUCUAUUUUUUCUGAUCGUGUUUUCUCUCAUUGGGAUGGGGUUCUUCAUGGGCAACCUGAAGCAUAAAUGUUUCCGGUGGCCCCAGGAAAAUGAAACGGAAAUACUGCACAACAGAACCCGAAACCCAUGUUAUACUCGAGAAACAGAAAACUAUUAUUAUUUGGAAGGAGAAAGAUUUGCUCUCCUUUGUGGCAACAGAUCAGAUGCCAGUCAGUGUCCUGAAGGAUAUGCGUGUAUAAAAGCUGGCAUGAAUCCUGACAAUGGCUACACAAAUUUUGACAACUUUGGCUGGGCCUUGUUAGCCCUGCUCCGGCUGGCGACGCAGGAUUACCCUGAAGCACUCUAUCAUCAGAUUCUUUAUGCUUCUGGAAAGGUCUACAUGAUAUUUUUUAUUAUAAUAAGUUUUUGGUUUGCCUUUUACAUGGCAAGUUUGUUCUUGGGCAUACUUGCAAUGUCCUAUGAAGAAGAAAAACGGACAGCUGCUGAAAAAACUAAGAAGAGUGAAACAGAAUUUCAACACACUUUACUUCAAGAAGAAAAUGAAGCAGCUGAGACCAAGACCACACAAAUAGAAAUGAAGAAAAGAUCACCAACUUCUAUGAUCACGUCUUUGGAUAUGUUGGAUGAUGCUAUCAGACAUGAAGAAGAGCAUAAAAAAUCUCAGAAGAGAUGUCCCUUGUGUUGGUAUAAAUUUGCUAAAAUUUUCUUGAUUUGGAAUUGUUCUCCCUGUUGGGUAAAGUUGAAAGAGUUUGUCCAUGUGAUUAUGAUGAAUCCAUUUACUGAUCUUUUUCUCACUAUCUGCAUAAUUCUAAACAUAUGUUUUUUGGCUAUGGAAUGUUAUCCAUUGAGUGAAACAACAUUAAAUGUUCUCGUCUUUGGAAACCUGGUUUUUAUUGGAAUUUUCACAACAGAAAUGAUUUUAAAAAUAAUUGCCAUGCAUCCAUAUGGGUAUUUCCAAGUAGGCUGGAAUAUUUAUGAUAGUGUAAUUGUGUUCCUUGGUUUAGCAGACCUUUUCCUAGCAAAUGUUCAUGGACUGAUUGCUUUUCGACUAUUCAGUGUGUUGCGAAUUUUCAAGCUGGGGAAAUACUGGCCAACAUUUGAGAUCCUGAAGCUGACUCUUAUAAAGUCACUGGUGGCCCUGAGUGACCUGAUCCUGCUGUUGUUCACAUUCCUGUUCUUCUCUGCUGUGGUCGGCACCAUGCUGCUUGGUUUCAGUUACAAAGCACAUAUCUACAACUUAGACAAAGACUGUCAACUCCCACGCUGGCACAUGACUGACUUCUUCCACUCCUUCCUGAAUGUGUUCCGGGUUCUCUGUGGAGAGUGGAUAGAGACUCUAUGGGAUUGCUUUGACAUAGCAGGCCAGUUCAGUUGUGUUCCUUUUUACAUGAUGGUCAUUUUAAUUGGAAACUUUUUGCUAUUUUACCUGUUUCUGGCUUUGGUGAGCUCCUUUAGCUCAUGCUAUGCUACGGCACAUGCAGAGAAUGAAGAAGCCAAAAAUCUCCAGCGCGCAAUGGCAAGAAUUAAGAAAGGAAUAUGCUAUGUGCUUUCUAAAAUGUUAUGUAAAAGACUAAAUGUUCCCAAGGACACAGUGGACAAUGUAAAUGUUAAGGAGAAUAUUUCUGAUCAUACCCUUUCUGAAUUGAGCAACGCUGAAGAUGCCCUCAAGGACAAGGGGAAAAGCAGUGGCACAGAGAAAACCACAGUGACUGAGAACGAGAGCCAGUCACUCAUCCCCAGUCCCAGUGCUUCUGAAACAGUACCAAUUGCUUCCGGAGAAUCUGAUAUAGAAAAUCUGGAUAAUAAGGAGAUUCAGAGCAAGUCAGGUUUCGGCAGCAGCAAAGAGAAGGUAAAGCCAUCUAGCUCAUCCGAAUGCAGUACAGUUGAUAUUGCUAUCUCUGAAGAAGAAGAAAUGAUCCAUGAACAUGAAAAGCCAAAGCGUCUUAAAAACAGUAAUGAACGAAGAUCUUCACCAGGUCAAAUUAGUAGAGAAUCCAAGAGAGGAAAAAUUUGGCGAAACAUAAGGAAAACCUGCUGCAAGAUUGUAGAAAACAGUUUUUUUAAGUGUUUCAUUGGCCUUGUCACUUUGCUCAGCACAGGUGCUCUGGCUUUUGAAGAUAUAUAUAUCAAUCAAAGAAAGACUAUUAAAAUCUUAUUGGAAUAUGCGGAUAUGAUUUUCACUUAUAUUUUUAUUCUGGAAAUGCUUCUAAAGUGGAUGGCAUAUGGUUUUAAAGCCUAUUUCACUAAUGGCUGGCACAGGCUGGACUUCAUGGUUGUUAUUGUAUUUUGUCUGAACUUAAUAGGCAAAUCUCAGGAACAAAAACUACUUAUGUCCAUUAAAUUCCUUCGGGCACUUAGAGUUCUGUCUCAAUUUGAAAGAAUGAAGGUGGUUGUGAGAGCUUUGAUGAAAACAACUUUACCUGCUUGGAAUGUGCUUCUGGUCUGCCUUAUGAUCUGGCUGGCUUAUAGCAUCAUAGGAGUAAACUUAUUUGCUGGCAAGUUCUAUGAAUGCAUUGACCCAACUAGUGGAGAAAGAUUUCCUACAUAUGAAGUCAGUAAUGAAACUGAAUGUGCAAGCCUCCUAUUCAAUGAAUCCAUGCCAUGGGAGAAUGCAAAACUGAACUUUGAUAAUGUUGGAAAUGGUUUCCUUUCAUUGCUUCAAGUAGCAACAUUUAAUGGAUGGAUCGAUAUUAUGAAUUCAGCUGUUGACUCUACUGGUGUAGAUAUGCAGCCUGAUUUUGAAGCGAAUGUCUAUAUGUAUUGUUACUUUAUUGGUUUUAUUAUCAUUGGAUUAUUUCUUCCUCUGACUAUGCUGGUCGGUAUUAUUCUUGCUAAUUUCAACAAGCAUAAAAUAAAGCAGGGAGGCUCCAAUAUCUUUUUAACAGAAAAACAAGAGAAACAAUAUCUAGCACUGAAGAAACUGAUAUAUGAGGAGGACUCUCAAAAAACAAUACCUCACCCAAGAAACAAGUUCCAGAGAAUCGUCUUUGACUUGGUUACAAGUCAAGCUUUUAAUAUCAUCAUUAUGGUCCUUAUCUGUUUCCAAGCAAUAACCCUUAUGAUUCAAAGUGAUGAACAGAGUAGCCAAAUGGAUACCGCUGUCAUCUGGCUUCAGCUACUUUUCGUUAUUCUAUACACUGGAGAAUGCGUGCUGAAGCUCAUCGCUUUCCGUUGUAACUAUUUCACCAGUGGAUGGAACAUUUUAGAUUUUAUAGUGGUCAUUUUCUCUAUUAUAGGGCUACUUCUGCCUCAGCUAGGAGAAUACUACUUUGUAUCUCCUUCCGUCCUGCAACUGAUCGUUCUCUCCCGGAUCGUCCACAUCCUGCGUCCCGGGAGAGGACCAAAGGUGUUCCAUGAGCUGCUGCUCCCUUUGGUGCUCUUCCUCCCCACGCUGCUGAACAUCAGCCUUCUCAUCUUCCUGGUCAUGUUCAUCUACGCCAUCUUCGGAAUGUACAAUUUUGCCUAUGUUAAAAAGGAAGCUGGGAUUAACGAUGUGUCUAACUUUGAAACCUUUGGCAGCAGCAUGCUCUGUCUUUUCCAGGUUACAAUAUUUGCUGGUUGGGAUGGGAUGCUCAAUGCAAUUUUUAACAGUAAAUGGUCUGACUGUGAUCCCGAUAAAAUUAACCCUGGGACCCAGGUGAGAGGAGAUUGUGGUAAUCCCAUUGUCGGGAUUAUUUAUUUUGUCAGCUACAUCCUCCUAGCAUGGCUGAUCAUUGUCAACAUGUACAUUGCUCUUAUUAUGGAGUUUGUAAAUAUUGGUUCUAAAAAAAGAGCCAAGACCUUGAGUGAAGAUGAUUUUAGGAAAUUCUUUCAGGUAUGGAAGAGGUUUGACCCUGAGGGGACCCAGUACAUAGAUUCUAGCAAGCUCUCAGAUUUUGCAGCUGCUCUGGAUGCUCCUCUUUUCAUGGCAAAACCAAACAAGGGCCAGCUAGUGGCCAUGGAUCUUCCAAUGGCUGUGGGGGACAGAAUUCAUUGUCUGGACAUCUUACUUGCUUUUACAAAGCGAGUUGUGGGUAAAGAUGUGAGGAUGGAGAAACUUCUUUCAGAGAUGGAAUCGGGGUUUAUUUUAGCUAACCCUUUUAAGAUCACAUAUGAGCCCAUUACAACUACCCUGAAACGAAAACAAGAGGCAGUCUCGGCAACCAUCAUCCAGCGUGCUUAUAAAAGUUACCGUCUGAGGCAGAGUGACAAAAAAACAUCAGAUAUCCAUAUGAUAGAUGAUGACAGGGAAGCUCAAGCAACCAAAGAAGAUGCCUAAUUUGAGAAAGUUUAGGAAAAUCAACUAUUCAAAGCCAGAUCUAGUUCCAUCUACCGCCUUUUCACCUUCUUUACAUAGCUCAAAAAUGUUAAAAGUCUAAGACAGAAAUAAAAGCUUAGAGAUAGUAAAGAUUUCACUUAAUCAUCAAUUGUUUACAACUCAUGGAAGUUAAGCUUGUUUUCACAAGAUUUUUAUAUUAAAUUCACCAUUUUACCCCUCUGUAUUCAACAUAACCAAGAUAACACUUUAAGUCACUGUAGUGAAUUAAAGUGGCUUAAAUGCCCCAUUUGAUAACCCAAUGUGUGGGUUCUAUAUAUGAUUUACAUAGUGUGUACUUCCUCUGGAGAAUGGGGAGGAGGUGGCAGAGAUUAGUAGCAAAAGGGUCUUUUAUAUUUUAUGUAUAUUUAAUUUGAUGGGAUUUAAGUCCCCUCUUUCUUAAUAUAGGAUAGUGUUUAAAAACAGUUCAAUGCUACAAGCUAUUAAAUCAUGAACUCAGCUACGCAGAUGCCAAUUGGGGGAAGAUGAAGGACAGUUCUUAGAAAGUGCCUUUAAGAUCAAUCACAAAGACCUUGGGCUGAAUCAAACCACAUUUGAAAAAGAUUGAUUGGAGAUCUCUUAUUGUUUUCUUUUUCUUUUUGGUAUGAGGAAGGGGGAUUCAUGUUUUUCAUUGUUCUUGGAUUCCUGGUUUCUCAUCUCUGGCUAGUUUCACCUAAGCUCAGCUCUUCAGCAGAAUGAUUCUUAGAAGAAGAAAAAUAAAGGGAAACACAUUUUUUUAAAGUGUACAUUUAUUACAAUGAUAUAUAAUAGUCUAUGCUAAUAGACUCAAGUCUUGCACUAUCAUAGGCCUGAUGUAUUUUGCUAGUUAUCCAUAAUGUAACAUUGAGUAUAUAAGAUCUGGCAAAUGCAUAUAAUAAAAUGAAUUACAAGAGUCAAGGGCUACCAUUGUGUCUAGGGAUUUCCACAGUGUCUUGAUCCUGGGAAAUUGGCCAAUUUCAUUGGGAAACUGACAAAUUUGAAGUACGUUUUGCUGUAUUUUAUGGUUCUUUAUAAUUUAGAGAGAGAAAAUGAUCAAAGAAACUGUGAGAACUCUGAAUUAGAAGAUUAAAGUGUAAGUUUGCUAUUGGGAUUUUAUAACAUUAAUGUAUGCAAGUUAGGUUACACUUACUCAUUCAUCUUUCCAAGUUCUUUGUUGUUUCUGUCCCAUCACAUACAUAACUACUUUGUAAAAUGUUUUAUGUCUGAAACACUUUAAUUUUAGGUAUUAAAAUUAUUUUGAAAAGAUAGGCACAAAAUUGUUUUUCGAUAUCAUCAUAAAAAUGCAGUCACAUCCACUAAGUUUGAGAUCCUGGAAUUUAUUCAUUUUGUAUAAAAUUUGCUAUCAAUGUGCCUAUAAAACCCUAAAGGAUUCAAAACAAAAAUAAUCUAUACUGUAAGCUUAAAUGACAAGUUUUCAAUAUGUUGUAGGACAUUCAAUGCCGUUCAAAUAUCAAUUGUAUUUUAUUAUGAAUGCAUGAUCUUGAGCCUUAACUGUUAUAAUCUAACUAUCUUUGCUCCUCAGAAAUGUAUUGAUCUGACCAAGAUGCCUUUGGGGAACCUUAUCCCCCUGAGCAAGUAUAACUUCAGGGUUCUGUGUUCUCCUAUGUGCUGCUUCCCUCUCUCCUCCCGCUCUCCAUCAGGAAUGUGAUGGGGACCAUAAGAGAUCAGCGUUAACUUGGGAACCUGUUGACCUGGUGCUUUAUCUAAGCUUAUCAGUUUUCUGUGCCUUGGAAGUGCUUUAAUGCAGAUACUGCUUCCGAUAUUUAACCUAAUCUUAACUUGCUUCUGUAAAUUCCAUAAAGACCACAAACUGAUUUUAGUUUGAAAGUUAUAUCCCUUACUUGUAAACUGUGUUUGCCACUAACUUGUGUAAAGAAUUAUUUUUAACAAAGUCAUACAAUAUAUUCUACUUUUCAGAUACUUUAGAGAAAAUAAUAAAUGCAACCUGUUAA
Molecule: messenger RNA, 7283 nt
Organism: Pipistrellus kuhlii (Kuhl's pipistrelle)
Lineage: Eukaryota; Metazoa; Chordata; Mammalia; Chiroptera; Vespertilionidae
Gene: SCN7A
Product: sodium voltage-gated channel alpha subunit 7
Exons: 25
Coding region: 298-5295 (1665 amino acids)
Biological process (GO): neuronal action potential; membrane depolarization during action potential; sodium ion transmembrane transport
Cellular component (GO): voltage-gated sodium channel complex; plasma membrane; axon
Molecular function (GO): voltage-gated sodium channel activity
Source: RefSeq, a predicted model, not a curated record